Messenger RNA from Syngnathoides biaculeatus (alligator pipefish), 1745 nucleotides. RefSeq names its product b(0,+)-type amino acid transporter 1-like. Gene Ontology annotation, cellular component: membrane. Bases 146 to 1609 code for a protein of 487 amino acids. NCBI's taxonomy places the organism in Eukaryota, Metazoa, Chordata, Actinopteri, Syngnathiformes, Syngnathidae. Gene Ontology annotation, molecular function: L-amino acid transmembrane transporter activity. Gene Ontology annotation, biological process: amino acid transmembrane transport. The transcript is spliced from 13 exons. The record is from RefSeq and is a predicted model, not a curated record.
ACCACCCUUCUGCAGAUCCUGUUGGAAGUUGUUCCCCCUGAGAAAUGUGGAUGAGAAGUUGACAACUCUGUCACCUUCCAUUUGGCUCCAGUCGCAGGAAAAUACAAAGGGGAAGAAACGUGCAAAGAAAACCACAAGUCAAAGGAUGAUAUGUCGGAAAGACUCUGGUGACCUUGACGGGGACUCUUCAAUGAUGAACAAACAUCCAGUAAAGGCCACCGUGCUUCAAAAGGAGCUGGGCCUGGUGAGUGCCGUGUGUCUGCUCGUAGGUACCAUGAUCGGCUCAGGCAUCUUCAUCUCCCCUAAAGGGGUCUUGCUCUACUCUGGAGCUGUGGGACCCAGCCUCCUUAUCUGGGCCGCCUGUGGAGUCUUCACUAUGCUUGGAGCGCUGUGCUACACCGAGCUGGGCACCAUGAUACCAAAAUCUGGAGGCGAGUAUGCCUAUCUGAUGGAGGCUUUCGGCUCCCCGCUGGCCUACCUUUUCUCAUGGAACAUCGUGAUGGUAUCCAAGCCAUCAGGCUUGGCCAUCAUCACACUGAGCUUUGCCGAGUACGCUUCAGCUCCUUUCUAUCCUGGGUGCAGUCCUCCUUUCAUUGUCACCAAGUGUCUGGCAACUGCAGCUAUAGUUUUCAUUGUGACCAUCAACUGUUUCAGUGUCAAACUUGCGAGUUACGUACAAAACAUCUUCACUGCGGCCAAACUUUUAAUCAUCGUCAUCAUCGUGGGAACAGGCAUUUUUUUCUUGGCACAAGGAAAAACCGAGAACCUGUCAAACACAUUUAAUGGCAAAUCAGUUUCUGUUGGAGAAAUUGGGCUUGCGUUUUAUACCGGACUCUGGGCCUAUAGUGGAUGGGGUCAAGUGAAUUUCAUCACAGAGGAGGUGAAAAACCCACUCAGGAACAUGCCACUAUCAAUCAUUAUUGGGAUCCCCUUAGUGACCAUUUGCUACGUGAUGGUCAAUAUGGCUUAUUUCACUGUGAUGACCACCAAUGAACUACUGAUGUCCCCAGCUGUAGCUGUGACAUUUGGAGACAAAGUUCUUUACCCCAUGUCUUGGAUUGUUCCACUUUUUGUCGUUUUUUCCACAUUUGGUUCUGCCAAUGGAAGCUGCUUCACUGCAGCCAGGUUGGCUUAUGUAAGUGGUCGAGAAGGUCACAUGGUGGAAAUUUUAUCUUUUAUAAGUCCGAGGCACUUAACCCCGUCUCCAGCGCUCAUGUUCAAUGGUUUUCUGGCCAUUUUAUACAUAAUCCCAACAGACAUCGACACCCUCAUAAAUUUUUCCGGCUUUAGUCAGUGUUCCUUCACUCUGCUGACUAUAGUAUCUCUUAUUGUCAUGCGUUUCACUCGGAAGGAGCUGAAAAGACCAUUCAAGGUUCCCAUCAUAAUUGCCAUCAUAAUGCUGCUCGUUUCUUGCUUCCUGGUCCUGGCGCCCAUCAUUGACAAUCCAGACAUCGAGUUCCUCUACUGCACUAUCUUCAUUCUCAGUGGCCUCCUUCCGUAUUAUUUAUUUGUCCACCUGAAAGUCGAGUGGUCACGAAGACUCAUGAGGCCCAUCACCAUGCAUCUGCAGCUCCUGAUGGAAGUCGUUCCUCCUGAGAAAUGUGAGUGAGGAGGCGACAACUGGGUCAACUUCCAUUUGGCUCCCGGGGCAGGGACGGUGCCAAACUCAUUUUUGUAACACUUGGAAUACCUGAUGGGAUCCGAGCCAGAACUACGGGGUCACCUUUGUUAAAUAGCUACAAACA